Messenger RNA from Thunnus maccoyii (southern bluefin tuna), 3017 nucleotides. RefSeq names its product UDP-Gal:betaGal beta 1,3-galactosyltransferase polypeptide 6 (gene b3galt6). The transcript is spliced from 2 exons. NCBI's taxonomy places the organism in Eukaryota, Metazoa, Chordata, Actinopteri, Scombriformes, Scombridae. Gene Ontology annotation, cellular component: membrane. Gene Ontology annotation, molecular function: UDP-galactosyltransferase activity. The record is from RefSeq and is a predicted model, not a curated record. The coding region runs from base 396 to 1415 and encodes 339 amino acids. Gene Ontology annotation, biological process: glycosaminoglycan biosynthetic process.
ACGUUAUUUUUUCUCAUUCUCUUAAUUCGGGGGGCUUCACUUCCGUUUCCUCUUCGUCACGGCCACAUAAAUCUGACUAGCUUCACUGUAGGAGAGGAAAAAAAUGAACACAUCGGUAUCUGACGGCUCAACUCACUCAGCAGCACACGAUAAAACCUGCUUAUUGUGACCUGAAUAACCAACGCCGCUAAACGGAGUGGUUUCCCUUCCCUAUUUAGACCAAUAUGAGUAGCGUGUGUGUGUUAACUUUGAGUGCAGCGAGCUUACAAAGUGCGCAGAGGGUCUUAUCUCGGUAGCUAACGUGAACGCUAGCUCUGCAAAAUUGCUGUCUCUGGAUCGCUCUGCCUCGUUCAUUCACGGAACAGACACGUUUCUGUCAGCUAAGGCUCAGCACCAUGAAUUUGUUACGUCUAGUGUGCCGCCAUAAGACAGCCCUGGUCAUUGGCACUGUGUGCAGCUUUGCUGUAGUUCUUGUCUUCUUGGCCAAAUGUACCUCAGAAACCCUGAAACAGGGCCAUGCAGAUCCCCCAGGCUUAGCCCCCCAUGCCAUGGUAUUGCAACCCCGUCCAGAGCAGAAUAACCCCUCCUCCACAUCCAAAGACUUGUCAGCAUUCCUCGUGGUCCUCAUCACGACCGGACCUAAGUACACUGAGCGCAGGAGCAUCAUCCGCAGCACCUGGCUGGCCAAGCGGGACUCGGAUGUUCUGGCCAUGUUUGUGGUCGGAACUCAAGGGCUUUCCAGCGAGGACCUCCAGAACCUUAACACAGAGCAAGGGCGGCACAAGGACCUGCUCUUAAUGCCUGACUUGCGAGAUUCCUAUGAGAACUUAACACUCAAGCUGCUUCACAUGUACUCCUGGCUGGACCAGAAUGUGGAGUUCAAAUUUGUCCUCAAAGCAGAUGAUGACACAUUUGCUCGCUUGGACCUCCUGAAAGAGGAGCUGAAGGGGAAAGAACCCAAUCGGUUGUACUGGGGCUUCUUCUCAGGGAGAGGGCGAGUGAAAACAGCUGGAAAGUGGCGGGAGAGCUCUUGGGAGCUCUGUGACUACUACCUGCCCUACGCGCUGGGUGGUGGCUACAUCCUCUCGGCUGACCUGGUACGUUAUGUUCAUCUUAACGCGGGCUACUUCAAGACCUGGCAGAGUGAGGAUGUGUCGUUGGGCGCCUGGCUGGCACCAGUGGAUGUUCGACGGACGCAUGACCCACGCUUUGACACAGAGUAUAAAUCACGUGGUUGCAACAACAAGUACCUGGUGACACACAAGCAGAGCUUGGAGGACAUGUUGGAAAAGCACCAGACUCUGCAGCGUGAUGGCCGGCUCUGCAAGGAGGAAGUCAAGCUGCGAUUGUCUUAUGUGUAUGACUGGAGUGUGCCACCCUCACAGUGCUGCCAAAGGAAGGACGGCAUUCCUUAAUGUUUCUCCUUUUCACAAAGAUGAAGUUGGCUUCAGGAAAGUUAAAGUUUGCAUUCGGGAAAGUUAACUGACAAUGUUCCUCAGCCAGUUCUGUUGUUACACCAUUUAAAGUUGCGAAACAGUUACUUGUCAUGAAUCCUGUUUCAGAUUUGUAAAAACCUGAAAAAAAGGGUAAUUUCACUGGUUUCUCCAUCCAAACCAUGUAAGAGCAGGUCUAACUGAAAAACCACUAGACACAAUAGUUUCUGUGUUUUUACAAAUCUAAAACUGGGUUUAAACAAUCUUCAGAGUCUCCAUGUCAAUUUAGUCAGGGUUCGACAAGUCGAAUGGUUUUUCAGCCACAUCUGGUCUAAUGUGGUUCGAAUGGAGAAAAACAAAAUAAAAGAAAAAGUUAUGUGGAGUUUUAAACAUUACUAGAGCUUUUAAUGCUGUGUUUCACAACUUUUAAGCGAAGUUACAACAUAGACUUGGCUGAGAAAUAUUAUCCCUUAACUCCCAAAUCACAAGAUACGAGUCAGAAGCCAACUCCUUGUCCUUGUGAGCUCCUUUGGCCUUGUUAUUUGGACCCACAAUCAUGUCAGUGCUCUCCUUCCUGCCAACCUUCCACAUCGGUGGCUUACUUCUCUCCUCUGUCUGUGCUUCAUCUGCUGUACCUCUUGCUUUAUAUGUUCAAACACUAUGAGAUAUGUUUUAAGGUUGUUUCAGUGUAAUAGAUAGUACAGGCGAACACAGACUGGAGAUUCUUACCCUGCCAUGAUGUCUACUUUUGUUUGUGAAAGCUUUUUUUUUUGUAUUUUAUUUAUUGUUAAUUUAUUAUGCAGCAAACCCAACACACUGGUAUUCGGUUGGGAUAGAGCUACAGUGGAUGUGGUUGCUGCUUGUGAGUAGAAUUUGUAUUUAUAAAACAUGUCGGGACAUAUAAUUCACAGGAUUAAUGGACAAGAAAUGUUCACUUUUUAAAUGUAAAGCUUUUGUUUACGGUCAACGGUACACACGGUGUUUCAUGUGUUGCACAGAAUGUGUAAGAGAAAAUGGUUGAAUGUGUUUUAUUCAGCAGCAGGCCUUCUUGUUCCUUGUUUGUGGGGAGUUUGUGAUGAUAUUUACUUUUCCAAGGCAACAGCCACACUUGAAAGCAGAGGUCAGUACAUUUACUGUGCAGAGAUUUCAAGUUAUUUGUGAGUGUCUGUUUGCAGCAAACCACAGAUUCAGACUGAGAAACUUGAUACAGACUACCAGCUGGCACUUGGUCACUUUUUUUAAACGAGACACAUGAUUUUGAAGUUAAUAAAUCAUCAGUGAUUGUUUUUUUUCUGAUGUUGGACUCUCUGACUCAAACUCACCCUGUGAUGACAGUAGCUGUGUCCCAAAGUUUUGACAUAUGUGCAGCAGCUUUGAUUAUCGGGUACAUGAUGUUGGAGUACUGAUUAAAUAAUUAAGGAAUGCUGCAAAAAAGUAAUUUUUAUGACUGCUGUUAAGUUUUUGUGAAUGAUGACAUGACUAUUUUCUCACUGUUGUCACUAGCAGAUUCUGAUUUGUCUUACGUUUCAGUGUUUGUUUUAACGUACAGCCUCCCUGGAUGUUUUAUUAAAAAUUUUAAAUGUA